UGUGGCUGCCGCAUCUUGAUAGACUUUCAAAAUAUCUUGCCUCUUCUUUAAGAUGAUGCGUAGAUGUUUUAUAAUUUUCACAUCUUUUCUUGUUAUACACUUGAAUAUCUCAUAAAUUAUUCUUUCUACAUCGCGCAACUGAGGUCUAUCGAAUAUGUGGAGACCUCCGUUUCCCUCUCUACCGGGCGCGCAAACUUUUGCAUCAGCACCUUCGGUAAAUCAACGACAUACCCCUCCCAGAUUUCAGACGCACCUUCGACAACCAGCUAUUGCACAGAGUACAGUAACCAACCCUGAGGCAGUAGCACCUAUACAGCAUUGGGGCUCUCCUCCUAGAUUACAUGGUCCACUUCACCCAUCAAUGGCUGGUCCCAACCCACCAAGGAGUAUGCUCUCAACAGCUCCAGCUCCAAUGAUUUCAGCUAGAGGAAUGACAUCUCCCCAGCACCAGUCACGUAAACCCAUGACUGCGCCUUCACCUGUUUUGGUUCCAUCCCCAGUCAGACAGUCUUCGCCUUUCACUAUCCCACCAUGGCAAGUGAGGAACCCCCAACAAUCUGGAUUCAAUUUGAACCAGUCAUCUUCUGUUAUGGUAUCCACCCCACCUUCCAUCAACAGAAUUACACCUUCAACCCAGCAGGUGUUUGUGUCUUCUCCUAAAGUUCCUCCAGGAGGUGCCCCAUCUCUUGGACAGCAUCCACCUGUGACUUUUGCUUUUACUCCAGCAAGAAUUCCUCCAUCUCCAGUGCAGGGAUUACCUCAGUCAUCUACUUCACCCUCUUUUACCAAAGUUGUUGGCCCAAUUAAUGAGCCAUUAACAUCUUCAUCAGUCCCUUCACCUAAAGGAGUCCAAGCUCCGCAGUCUUCUCCUUUUAAUAAUCCACUUUGGCAGGUUAAACACCCACAACCAACCCUAAGAUCUCCAGGUCUGACUCUCUACCCUAGAACACAAACGUCUUCAGUGUCAUCUGUACCAAUAGGGAUGCCACCUGUGCCUAGAGGGAUGCCACCUGUGCCUAGAGGGAUGUCAGCUGUGCCUAGAGGGAUGUCAGCUGUACCUAGAGGGAUGUCAGCUGUGCCUAGAGGGAUGUCAGCUGUGCCUAGAGGGAUGUCACCUGUGCCUAGAGGGGUGCCAUUUCCAGUGGGAGUUCUACAUCAACGACCGCAGUCAUUAUCAUUGAACAGUUCAGCUGGGCAGACUAGAAAUCCUCAACCUGAUCCCAGCUUUAACCUGAGGCAUUCUUUUGCAGCAGGCUUUAAUAGACACUUGCUUGAGCCACAGUGGAGGACUGCAGUGCCUAAUAUUCAACACCCCAGUCAUGGAGAAAACUUAGGUCCUUUUGAUCUUCAAAGAGAAAAUGUCUACAGUAAAAAUAAAACUCAGUCCCCUGAAAUGAAACAGUUCAUUUCUGGCAAAAGUAGAAAUUCUGAUUCCAGUCUUAAUGGUAGACCUCUUUACCGAAGGACAGGUUCUCACAGAGAAGGACAUAGAGGAAGAGAGCCAGGAAAAAGGAGGAGCUAUGUGCCAGGUGCAGGUGGCAGAGCUAGUCCUCGAGUUGACCGCUGUUAUUCUCCGCCACCUCCAGAUAUUGAAAGAGUGAUAACUUAUCUGGCAUCAGACGAUUUGUAUAUCAAAAAGCAGAAUAGUGAGGGUGGCAUUUCUAUCGUUCAGGGAACAGAAAAGCUUAGUGAACUUCAGAACAAAUUUCAAAAGGAAAUAGUUAACAUGACAGCUGUGAUUGCUGAAGAUGAUGAGGAGAGUGUUGACAGUGGGCAAAGCAACCCCACCGAAACAGAUGUUGGUGAUGUAGAGUUGCCAAUGGACAGUGAAGCUGAUGACGGCCCUGAAUCAUGGAUCAGAGAAGGGACGAGUGUCAGUAAUUUGACAGAAUUCCUCAGUGAUGAGGAAUCGAACAUUGAUGAAGAUGACAGUGAGAUUGGAAGCAAAAGGUUGAGCAGCAGUAGCUCUGAAUCAGAUGACAGUGAUGACAAUGAAGACGAUGAGGAAAGUGGGAGCUCUGAUCAUGAUAAAAAUUUGCAUGAACAAGUUCACAAAGGUUCUGUUGUUGAAGAGACCAGGAAAAGAAAGAUGCAAGAUCCUCUUCGUCUUCAUCCAGAACUAUGGUUCAAUGAAAAAGGAGAGACAAAUGAUGGUGCAGUCUGCCGCUGUAGUUUAUCUGACAAGCAGCAUGGAAUUCGUCAUGGUAUCUACCCUGGUGAAUCUGUCAUUCCCGCCUGUGACCCUUUAACAAACAAUGCAGACAAAUUGCAUCAUUACUGGGUGACUGUUACACCACAUUCCAACUUCAUGACAGAAAAUCCUACUAUCAUCCAGUUUGAUGGAAAGGAUUACACAUUUGAGGGAUUUUCAAUGUUUUCCCAUCAGCCACUUAAGGAUAUACCAAGUUUUUCAGUGAUUAGAUUCAACAUUGAGUAUACUCUUCAUUUCAUCAGUCAGCCAGUUUCAGAGAAUUUUUGUGUCAGAGAUCUUGACUUGUUCACAGAGUUUUUCUUCUACAAAGUGCUAGAACUGGCAGAUUGGGACUUAAAUGGAAAUGUUCAGGAUUCAUGUCAGAGAUUUCACUUUAUGCCAAGAUUUGUCCACAGAUCUUCAAAUGUGAGUAAUUCAGCUGCAAACCAUGAACUUCUUUCAAUGAGCCAUGUCUUGUCCCAUAUUUUAGACUCCGCUGAACCUCUUGUUAAGCCAGGUGAUUUUACUUUAAAUGCUGACAAAUUGGGGGAAUAUUCAAAAUCAUGUGUCAACUCUCUUGUCAUGAACCCAAACAAGAAACCAGUGGCCAUCAGGGUUGACGACCUACAGUUUCAUACAGAUGAAAAGCAAUUGUCCAACGGAAAGAAAUACCCGUAUAUUGUGCACCACGGUAUCAGGCCAGUGCAGAUGAGUUUUGCAGGGGAUCCUAAGUAUCAAAAGCUAUACAGGUCAUACGUCAAGCUAAGGACGCUGAUUUCAAACACGGCAGUACCAAGUCGAAAGAACCAAGACAAGCUGGUCAAACUAAAGAUCGAAUUAGAAAAUAUGCGCGUAAAGAGCGCUAUGCGUCGUGAUGUAUUGGUAGAAGUCAGCAGUAAAGGAAUGAUCAAAACUGGCCUCAAGUCUGAUGUCUGCCAGCAUGCUCUACUCCUUCCUGUAUUCGUACACCAUGUGCGUUACCACAUGUGUCUGAAAACGCUGGACGAGAGGAUGGGUUACGUAUUCAAAGACCGAUCUUUAUUACAGCUUGCCCUAACCCAUCCUUCGUAUCACCUCAACUUUGGUAUGAACCCAGACCAUGCCCGCAAUUCACUUUCAAAUUGUGGAGUAAAGCAGCCGAGAUAUGGUGACAGAAAAAUCCGACAUCUGCACACGCGCAAAAAAGGUAUAACCCAACUGAUACGUGUAAUGUCUAACCUCGGCAAGAUGGAAGAACAUCAGUCUAUGAUACGACACAACGAGAGGCUUGAAUUCCUUGGAGAUGCUGUUCUCGAGUUGAUUAGCAGUGUUCACCUGUAUUUUAUGCUACCGUCAAAGACUGAGGGAGGUUUAGCCAUGUACCGCUCAGCUUUGGUGCAAAACAAACAUCUGGCACAACUCGCUAAGAAACUGGGUUUGUCCGACUACAUGCAGUAUUCGCACGGCCCAGAUUUGUGCGUGGAAGACGAUCUCAAUCACGCCAUGGCAAACUGCUUUGAAGCCUUGCUUGGGGCUAUGUAUUUGGAGAGUGGUCUGACAUCAGCUACGAUUCUGUUCACAAACGUGGCCUUUGAAGAACAGGAACUCAGAGAUGUCUGGACAAACUUGCCAAAGCAUCCUUUACAGGCUCAACAACCAGACGGCGACAGACACUUGAUAGCGUCAUCCCCAAUUCUUCAGAAACUGGAGGAGUUUGAGAAAGCAAGUGGAAUUGAGUUCACCCACAUUCGGCUGCUGGCGCGUGCCUUCACCCAUCCCCAAGUCGGCUUCAACAAUCUCACACUUGGCAGCAACCAGCGUAUGGAAUUCUUGGGUGACUCUGUUUUGCAGUUUGUCGUGUCCGUGUAUCUCUUCAAGCACUUCCCUGAACACCACGAGGGACAUCUAACGUUGCUGCGAAGCUCUCUCGUCAAUCAUCGAAUCCAGGCAACGAUCGCGCGAGAGCUGGGACUGGACAAGCUGAUAAAUUUUGGAAACCAGGGAAUGAAUUCCUAUCGGGAGAAGCUUCUUGCAGAUAUACUGGAAGCUUUUGUUGCUGCCCUGUACGUGGAUAAAGGUUUACGAUACGUGGAAACGUUUUGCCAUGUCUGUCUCUUCCCACGGCUCGAGGAGUUUAUUAUUAAUCAAGAUUGGAUGGAUGCCAAAUCACAGUUACAGCAGUGUUGUCUGACCUCUCGUGAGCAAGGAAAAAUACCGGAUCUUCCACAAUACAAAGUACUACAGAACAGGGGUCCUGCUCAUCAUAAACGUUAUACAGUUGCUGUUUAUUAUAAAGGAAGAAGAAUGGGCUCUGGCGAAGGCAAGAGUAUUCAACAAGCAGAAAUGGCGGCAGCAAAGGAUGCUCUGGCAUCUCACUAUUUCCCAGAGCUGGCUAGACAGAAGCGUCUUCUUGACCUAAAACAUCAGGGGCGACGGCGAAACUACUGGAACAAAGUACCGCGUAAAGAAUCGGAGGAAAAACGCGAUCGUGAAGAGGACGUUGAAGUUUUACCUCGUUGGGAAGAAAAGGAAACUUUCGAAGAAGACGACAACACAGAUGUAACACAAGAAGAAUGUCAGCCACAAGAACAGUAAAAACACUUUUCUGUUAAAACGCUAACUGUAUUGUCACUGGUGUAAAGACGGGGGGGAGGGGUUAUGGGUGACGUGACCUCCAGGAAUCUUAAUUAAAUUAGUAAAGGAGGCGGAACGAAACGUAAAAAAAAAAGAUUCCUGUAAGGGGAAAAUUGCGCGAAAAACUCCUUGGAAAUCAAAAUAGUUAGCCCGAGAAAAUCACUGGAUUCCCUUCCAAACGUUGUCAGUUGGAAGUUAAAUAUUUUUUCAAAUUUUUAUUAUGACUGUAUUUAUAGUUUUAACCAACUUCUAGCGAAGAAAAUAUUUCAAGUAAAAUUAUUUUUAAGUAAAGUUUAUUUAUUACAGAGAACCUAUAAAAUAUCUAAAAGUGCAUUUAAAGCAAAACACUUUUAUUACGUUUAUAGAAAGAAAAAAAUUAUAUCAUGGAUAUAUGUUUUAAUAAACGGUGCUUUAAGAGA
Messenger RNA from Stylophora pistillata, 5223 nucleotides. RefSeq names its product ribonuclease 3. Gene Ontology annotation, biological process: primary miRNA processing; pre-miRNA processing; rRNA processing. Lineage: Eukaryota; Metazoa; Cnidaria; Anthozoa; Scleractinia; Pocilloporidae. The record is from RefSeq and is a predicted model, not a curated record. Gene Ontology annotation, molecular function: RNA binding; ribonuclease III activity. Gene Ontology annotation, cellular component: microprocessor complex; nucleus.